Molecule: messenger RNA, 1923 nt
Organism: Salvia hispanica
Lineage: Eukaryota; Viridiplantae; Streptophyta; Magnoliopsida; Lamiales; Lamiaceae
Source: RefSeq, a predicted model, not a curated record
AAGUUUCAACUAUCAUCUGAGUUCAACGUAAUGAUGUGGGAGAUUCCAAAGCUAGUAAUCCUUCUUCUUGUGUUGCACAUUUUUGAAACCACGUCCCAGCCAAUUUGCGCGGAGAGGGGCGACGCAUUCGCAACCAACAGCACGUACGAGGCCAACCUCAACACCCUCGUCGCCUCCCUCUCCACCUCCAUCGGCGGCACCGGAUUCCUCAACACCUCCGUUGGCCAGAGCCCCGACACCGUCAACGCCAUCGUCCUCUGCAGAGGAGACAUCUCGCUCCCAGCUUGCCGCGAAUGCGUCGCCGCCACAGCUCCAGCAACCGCGCAGCGAUGCCCCAACUGGAAGGAAGCCAUAUUCUGGAAUGAAACAUGCAUGAUUAGAUACUCCAACAGACCCAUAUUCGGAGUGCUGGAAAUCCAGCCUGUCUCCCAGCUUCCAAGCACGGCCAUAGCGCCGAACUCAAGGCGCCACGACGAGGAGCUGAGAACCUUGCUGGAGAGCCUCAGGGGAGUGGCAGCCAACGGCGGCACCCUCAAGAAGGUCGCCGCGGGUAACAGAACUGCGCCCGAUUUGGCGACGAUUUACGCUCUGGAGCAGUGCACCCCGGAUUUAUCUGUUCAGGACUGCACUGAUUGUUUGACGAGGGCUAUUGAUGAUUUCCCAACGUGUUGCAGCGGAGUCAUUGGAUCCGGGAUUUUGAGGCCCAGCUGCACCCUCCGGUUUGAGAAUUAUCGGUUUUACAAUGGUUCGAUGGUUCAAGUGCCGCAACAACCAUCAUCCACAACAGGAAAGGAAUCGAAUAAAACGGCUAUCAUUGUUGCAGUUUCAGUUUCAGUUUCUGUAUUUUUUAUACUCCUAGUUAUCCUUGUUGUCUUGUUGAGGAGGAGAAAAGUGAAGCAGAAACCAGAGGAAAAUUUUGAGAAUACUGAAGAAGUUAGCACUGAUGACUGCCAACAAUAUGAUCUUGCGAAAAUCAGGGCAGCAACAGAUGAUUUUUCUGCUGAUAACAAGCUCGGGGAAGGUGGAUUUGGGGCUGUUUAUAAGGGGAGAUUUUCAAAUGGUCAAGAAAUAGCUGUGAAAAGGUUGUCCAUGGGAUCAGGGCAGGGCGAUACUGAGUUCAAGAAUGAAGUCUUGUUAGUAGCAAGGCUUCAACACAGAAAUUUGGUUCGACUACUAGGUUUCUGCGUCGAAGGGAAUGAGAGGAUUCUAGUGUAUGAAUUCCUUGAGAAUUCGAGCCUAGACAAAUUCCUAUUUGAUCCAAAGAAACGUUCGGAGUUGAACUGGGACAGACGGUUCAACAUAAUACGAGGAAUAGCAAGGGGCAUCGUGUACAUGCAUGAAGAUUCACGGCUCAAGAUCAUCCACCGUGAUCUCAAAGCAAGUAACAUACUCUUGGAUAGAGAUAUGAAUCCUAAAAUAGCAGAUUUUGGCACGGCAAGAUUGUUCAAGCAAGAUGAAACUCAAGGAAACACCAGCAGAAUCGUUGGAACUUAUGGGUAUAUGUCACCGGAAUACAUAAUGCACGGCCAAAUCUCUGUCAAGACAGACGUCUUCAGUUUUGGAGUGUUAGUCUUGGAAAUCAUGAGCGGCAGAAAACACAAUGCUAUUAUUCACGAUGGGGAACUUGAGGACCUUUUGACUUAUGCAUGGGAAAAGUGGGAGCAAGGGACACCUGAAGAUAGUAUAGAUCCUAUACUUGGGAAUGGAUUACAGGAGAUGUUGAGAUGCAUGCACAUUGGCCUGUUGUGCGUUCAAGAAGAUCCUCGUAUGAGGCCAACGAUGGCAGAGGUGGUUAUAAUGCUCGGUAGCUCCACCGUAGCACUGCCAGUUCCUUCGAGGAUCCAUAUUUGGAAAAAAGCGCUUAUGAAUUCAAGAGAUGAUGAAACGCAACACAGCUCUAGACGCUUCUUCUCCAUCGAAUAG